GAACUAUUUGGAGGAGGCUCGUCUUUCGGCACAUCAUCCGUUUUCGAUCAAAUCCCGCAAAUGAAGGAGUCCCGUAAUUUCCACAGAAAGAAUGUACUCGAGAAAGAACUACAAGAAUUUUCUGAAUGGGAGACUGUGAAGUUCCCACCUGUAAAGGCUCCCUUCUUUACAGAAAUCGAAGAUCAUGGCCAGGCUUACGAACGAGCGCGAAAACGUGGGAAUUGGCGUUCGACAACUAGCCAUUUUGACCAGAUCACCCUCCCUGGCCCUGAAAAUUUCGAAGAUUCUAGUAGCGCACCUAGUUUGGAACAAUCUAUCGACUCAGCAACAUCCGCAGAAUCCGCCAGUGUAGCUGAGCGGGAGACGCCCAAAUUGGGAGAUGACUGGAAGGAAGCGAAGGAGGAUGUGCUAGGGACGCCAGUGCUGUCCGAAGAGGAAAAGCAAAGGAUGAUGGAGAGUGAGCCAGGACCUGAUCUUGGUGACGAUGAGGAGGCAACAAGCUUAGGCAGCAGCGAGUCGGAAGCGGUCAAGGGACGGACCACCGACGGCGACUUGCAGUCAGAGGCAGACGGCGAAAGCUCUGCCGCCACGAAAGACGCAGAGGAGGCGGCCUCCGCAGAAGGCGCAAGCGGCGGUGGCGGCAUGUCGCUGAUCAUUCGAGGAGCGCAGGUUGUCAACGACGAUUCCGUUUUCUUUGCUGACGUCAUUAUCCAGGACGGUGUCAUCAGGAAUGUCGGUCCAUCGCUGGAGGUCCCUGCAGAUGCAGAAGUUCUGGAAGCUGCGGGCAAAAUGCUCCUUCCUGCCGGUAUCGACGUCUACACCUAUCUGAGUGUCCACGACUCUGCCGAUGAUCUGGCAACCGGCUGUAAGGCUGCCAUUGCUGGAGGCACCGCUACCGUAAUCGACGUAGUUUCUCCCAGGACAGGAGAAUCCCUGACCUCCUCCUUCUUCAGAGUCAAGGAGGGUCUUUCCUCGUCACUCUGUAACAUCGGGCUAUCGGUUCUCAUACAACAGUGGUCAGAUGCAGUACGGAAGGAGAUGGAGAAGCUCGUUUCUGAAGGCGUCAAUAGCUUCAUCGUCAAUGUCGAGGGUGACGAUGCUCUUUUUCAGGUAAUACUUGGAUUGCGCCAAAUUAUAGUGCUGACUAUUACUUGA
Haemonchus placei is the source of this 1155-nucleotide messenger RNA. NCBI's taxonomy places the organism in Eukaryota, Metazoa, Nematoda, Chromadorea, Rhabditida, Trichostrongylidae. The record is from the annotation of a GenBank genome assembly.